CAAAUGUUUACAGUAAGUAGAAUAGGAAUUGUCUUCCUCUCUCACAAAUGAAGCAACAGCAAAGUGGUACAGCUUCUCAGCUGUUCCAAGUUCCUCAAAUAAGUUUUACUUUUGCAAACCAAACACUCUAACUUCCUGUAUUCUGUGAGCUGCGUUAUGAGCAACAUGACUGGCAGUCGCAUUUGUUGUAAUUUUUUAAAUAUGUGGAAAAAAAGUAAGAUAUCAACUAUGUAUUACCUGAACCAAGAUGCCAAAUUAUCUAACUUGUUUCUCCAGGCAAGCAGCCCAACGACAGGAACAGCUCCCAGGAGCCAGUCACGGUUGUCUGUCUGUCCAUCUACUCAGGACAUCUGCAGGAUCUGUCACUGCGAAGGGGAUGAAGAGAGCCCCCUCAUCACCCCCUGUCGCUGCACGGGCACCCUGCGCUUUGUCCACCAGUCCUGCCUCCACCAGUGGAUCAAGAGCUCUGACACGCGCUGCUGUGAGCUCUGCAAAUAUGACUUCGUAAUGGAGACCAAGCUCAAGCCCCUCCGGAAGUGGGAGAAACUACAGAUGACCACGAGUGAAAGGAGGAAAAUCUUCUGCUCUGUCACAUUCCACGUAAUCGCAAUCACCUGCGUGGUCUGGUCCUUGUAUGUAUUAAUAGACCGGACAGCGGAAGAAAUCAAGCAAGGCAACGAUAAUGGUGUCCUUGAAUGGCCAUUUUGGACAAAACUGGUUGUGGUGGCCAUUGGCUUCACAGGAGGUCUCGUCUUCAUGUACGUUCAGUGUAAGGUCUACCUUCAGCUGUGGCGCAGGCUGAAGGCCUACAACCGUGUGAUCUUUGUGCAAAAUUGUCCAGACACUGCCAAAAAGCUGGAGAAGAACUUCUCAGGUAAUGCAAACACAGACAUCAAGGAUGCUGUGGUUGUGCCUGUAUCACAAACGGGUACCAGCGCACCGCCGCCUGCAGAGGGCGGCCCCCCUGAAGUUGUACCAGUUUGACGAAGCCAGUUGGGAGUUUCUUCACUGCAGAAUAAGCCCUCAGCCACUACAAAGGACAGAAGUGACCCUGAUCUAGUCUCUCCAUCUCCUCCUCUGUCUCCUGCUGACUCGUUUUUCCUUACUUCGCACAAAAAGGAAGGGAGAAAAAAACACCAAAUGUCCAGGAUCUCAUGAAGCAAAGCCUCAAGUGUGAUACGGAAAUGUGAAAAGUUUGCCAGAGAAUGAUUUCUAAGACAAUUAAGCACUAUUGGGGUGAGGCUUCUAGGCAAUGACAAGAGACUUAAUGGACACACGAUACUCUUCACAGCAACAGGGAAAAGUGGAAAAACACAGACUUGAAUUGCAAUGCGUGUUUCCUCUAGGGCCUUGUAGGAUAACUAUCUCAUCUGGAAAUAACAUAUUUGGUUUAAAGCUUGAAACUGCCUGCAUCAUCCCUAGUCACACCGGAAAUAAAACUGGAGGAUGCAUAUUUUGAUAUUCAUACUUUGACAGAUAACAGAUUUUUACAGCUAUAGUGGAGUCAAUUGUUUUGACAGAUGCAUGUUUUUAAAAUAGUUGCAAGACACAUUUGAAAUAUUAAUACUUGGAAUUAUGUUUAAGUCAUGAACAAAAGAUUUACAGAGAAUUUUUUGGUUUAAUUAGUUCUGAUCUGUUAAAACACUCUCAGAAGUUGAAACCAACGAUGGGGUCCUAUAAUUUAUCUCUUUAUUUGUCCCUCUAAAACAGCACUGUCCAGUAGAAAUGAAUGUGAGCCACACAUGUGGGCCACAGAUACAAUUUUAAAUUUUCUAGUAACUAUAUUAGAAAAAAAAAUAGGUGAAAUUAAUUUUGAUAAUAUUUUAACCCUUUAUUUCCAAAUUAUCAUUUUAACAUGUUAUCAGUAUAAAAAAUUAUUAGUGAGAUAGUUUACAUCUUGUUUUUUUUUGAACCAAGUCGUCAAAAUCCAUAUGCAUUUUAUCUUCACAGCAUAUCUCAAUUUGAACUACUGUAUUUUUACGCAAAUAAUACUAGCUUCUACAUUUCUUUGCCCCGCAAGGUAUUUUCGUAAGUGCACUAUAAUUUUUAUCACCGUGACAUGUUAAAAAAAAAAAAAAUAGCACAGUGGUGCUUACGAAAAUACCUCACGGGGGAAGGGCAGGGUUGGCAAACAAACAUAGGAGGCACAAGUUAUCUGAGUAAAAAUGCAGUAACCAUAUUGGACAGCACAGCCUAAAAUGAGAGACUAAGGCUCUACUUUUAAUAGCUGAAUGUUUUAGAACAGCAGCUCACUUCAUCCUUUUAUUCAAAGUCUCACAAAUGUUACCAAUUUACAAAGCACUAAAUUAACCAAAUUAAAUAUCCCGCUUCAAGACUGGAUGAAGCUAUCACCCCCAGAAGUAAGUAAAGCAAUCUGCCUGCGUAAAAGUUCUGCAAUUAACUUCUUUUAAUUACUAUGAAGCACUUACGCCAUAGGAAAACAAAAAUGAAGUAUUUUUGUCAUCCAAUCAAAUGUGUAAGGUUAUGAGGUAUUUUUUACUCAUAUGAGGUAUCAACCUGACAAAUGAGUAGUUAUGGCCAAGCAUCUAAACCCUAUUAAAAGCUGACAGUAUAUCCCUUGCUCAGCUGGGAAGCAAAAAUAGUCACCAGAGUCUGUAAGUGAGAAAUUGAGUUGCUUUGGUUUGACAGUUCAGUGGAUUACUGUGCAUAUUCAUGUAAAAUUGAAGUGUGACUGAUAUCGCAGUGAGCUACAUUAAUGACUAUAGAUAUAGUGGCCUGUCAAAAAAGAUAUCCUAUGUAAAAAGAGAGGUGGUUUAUCUUUGUUAGCUGUCGUAUUUAUUACUAUGGAAAGGCAACCAUCACGGCGCCAAGAACCAAAGCGUGGGUCCUGUACUGCACAAAUCUGGGGGUCACACCAACGCACUCUGUAAUUAACAGUGUCCUUGCUCCUCACAGAUUAUCAUAGGAACGGACAGUAACAACCUUUUAGUUAGUGAAAGGAUGGUAUUAAUAUUGGUAGUGCUGACAAUGAGUUCAAAUAGUCCCAAUUCCUACGGAUUUUUUUUAAAAAAAAAAAAAGGUAAACAACGUCAGCUUUGUGUGCGUGUGGUGUGUGUGUUCAUGUAUACAUGAGAAAAAUGUUAAGAUUUUCAGUCAAUCAGGAAAUAAAAGGUUUAAAACUCAUCUUUCUUAAAACUUGUAGGGGUGUGGAAGAAAGGCAUAGGCAGAACAAAGUAGCUGGAACGAAACUGGGUCAAAAAUUCUGCAUAAAUAAGGGCACAGGAAAUGGUGUUUUAAAAAAUACAUAAACUUUUGAGAAACUAUACUUCGUAUUAACUUCAAGUUUCUGUUUCAAAGGUUUAAGGUAAAUAUAUUCGUGUAUAACAAACUGGGUGAUUUAACCAUGGCGCCUCACCUGAGGCAUUCACCUGGAUUCGAUUUUCCUGUUAAUUUUCUUCAACUUUUACCUAAUUCAUUUUUCCUGUGAUUUAGCAAUGGCAACAUGUUGUUUACAAACAUUCCUGGAGGAAAAAAAUCUAGUCACCAGCAAACAAAGACAUGUUGAUUGCUCUUUUGUUUGCACUGGAGGAAAAAAGGGUUAUUUAGCUGAAUUACUACCAAAAAUACUGUUUAAUUCUGCACAAAUCAAAGCAAGAUACGUCUAAGUGCACAGCCCAUGUCAUAGUGGGAGAUAAUUGGCUAAAAUAAGGCCUAUUUAUUAAAGGCUAUGUUCAACACUAAGAAAAGGUAUUUAGAAAGAAAUGCAAGGGUAGCAUUACUGUUAAAAAAAAAAAAAAAAAAGUUGCCAUCGAGUCGUUCUGACUCAUAGCGACCCUACAGCAUUACUAUAGUAACGAUAAACAAUGGUAUUUUAGAAUUAUACCUAAAUUCUCAAAAUUAACUUUUAUGGGCUUUGACUUUAUUGAAAUGAGAAAAUAAUAUAGCUCCCUAACAGGUUAAAGUCAGCAAUUUAUUCUGUUAUUUUUCUGACCCUUUUUAAACCCUGAACUCCUGAAUUUAAACCUUCUAAAACAUUUUUCCUAUGAUGGCUGCUUAUGGUUCAAGCAAUCUGAAAGAACUACAUGCAUUUAAAACCUACUGCUGAUUACAGUAUUUUUACAUUUUUUGUGUGGUGAUGGUUCACCUGACCUUUCAAACAAUGAAAGGAUCUGGCUUUGUGGCAAUGCUUUUCUGGGCUGAAUAUAACCCUCAAAAACACAAACAAAAAAACCUUGCUCCCAGGAAUGACAGUUUUUUGAAGCUUGUUUUACCUGGUCAUAGAAGAAAUAAAAUGGGAUUGAAACAAAAGACUGGAAUCGAAUAAUAAACUUACAGUUCUGUUAAAAACCUAGGCUUUUUACAAUCAUGAAUCUGUGGUAUUAUCAAUAUCACAAACCACAGAUAUUUACACUGUUAAUUUUCUAACUAAAGAACUGUCACUUUUAUUGUAUACAUUGUUCAUCAAAGACUAAAUUCUAAAGGAAUGGAAGUCCAGUAUUUUUUAAAAAGUGAAGAGUCCAAAAGGCAAUUAAGCUUAAGCACAAAAACAAAAGAAAAGCCGAAACAAAAAGGACGGCACCAACCAACCUGGGAGACAGCGGUGUCUGCGAAGCGGAAGGAGGACAGGUAUAUACUGAAAGAAUCUUUCUAAAUGGCCAGGACUGAACUCACCCUGAGCUGCCUGUUCCAUGUGAUCACAGUCCUGCAGAGAUGGUCUCAUAGUGAUACUUUAUCUGGCUUUGCAAAAGGUCCUUAAGUACACCUAAAACAUCUAUUCUUUGCCUGGAAAAUUAACUCAUUAGAUCAAUGACAUCGUUAACCCAUUGCUGUGGAGUCCAUUCCAACUCACAGCGACCCUGGAGGACAGAGUAGAACUGCCCCAUAGGGUUUCCAAUGCGUAGCUGGUGGAUUCGAACUGCCGACCUUUUGGUUAGCAGCCUGAGCUCUUAACCACUGUGCUACCAGGGCUCCAUGACAUCAUUAAACCAAACCAAAAACCGAACCCCUUGCCAUCAAGUCGAUUCCGACUCACAGUGACCCUACAGGCAUUCAACUGUCAUCAGGGCAGGGUGGGGAAGAUUGUUACAUCUGGCAGAGUUUACCUUCCCUGACCUGGCUACUUAGUAUUCUGGACUAGAACAGAGCACUUCAAACCCGUUCUUGUUAUUACUGUAGUUGUUACAUAAUGACAGUGCAGGCUCACGCUUUAAGAAAGAUGAAAACCUUUUUUCCUUUCCAUAAGUCAGCCCAAUGGUGCUAUUUUACAUACCAACGCAGAUGGAAGAAGUACUGUUCUUUUGGGCUGCAGUGUUUCCUCCACAUCUGAAAAAAGCCCAUUUUGAAAGUAUUACAUUAAAACAAACAAGGAAAACAUUAUUUUGACUGUGUGCAAUUUUUGAGACUGGGCAUUUGCACUAUUUUACCUGAUCCUCUUGCAUUAACAAUUUAAUGUUUUGUGAAUAAUGUGUAUGAAGACAAAUUAAGAGAAAGUAAUUGUGUGUGAAAGACUUUGUAUAUUAAACAUGUGACCCAAACUUCUGUUGUGCUUUCUCUUUUAGCCUAAA
Molecule: messenger RNA, 5525 nt
Organism: Trichechus manatus latirostris (Florida manatee)
Lineage: Eukaryota; Metazoa; Chordata; Mammalia; Sirenia; Trichechidae
Gene: MARCHF1
Product: membrane associated ring-CH-type finger 1
Exons: 4
Coding region: 157-984 (275 amino acids)
Biological process (GO): antigen processing and presentation of peptide antigen via MHC class II; immune response; protein polyubiquitination
Cellular component (GO): late endosome membrane; cytoplasm; lysosome
Molecular function (GO): ubiquitin protein ligase activity; MHC protein binding; zinc ion binding
Source: RefSeq, a predicted model, not a curated record